Molecule: messenger RNA, 2844 nt
Organism: Nicrophorus vespilloides
Lineage: Eukaryota; Metazoa; Arthropoda; Insecta; Coleoptera; Silphidae
Exons: 12
Coding region: 180-2606 (808 amino acids)
Source: RefSeq, a predicted model, not a curated record
AGCACUUGUAACGUUAGACGAUUUUGUUGCGAGUGAAUAUUGAUGGAUACAACUUUUUGAAACUGAGCCGGUCUCGCGAUAGUGAUUUUUUUUUAUUCUAUUAUUCUUCUUAUUAUAAAGCGCUUAAUGUGCAGAUUAUACAGCUUCGUAAAAUAAAUAUUUCAGUCGUUCAUGACAAUAUGUCUAGAACAUGGACAUUGUGUUUUAAGUCACCCUUAAUCACACAGCAAUCAGAUCAUCACACAUUUUUUAAUAAAUUUAACUCAUACGGAAAAUCUCAGAGAUUAUAUCUAAAUUAUAACAAUCAAACUGGAUAUGUGAUUUAUGAAACAAAAUCCACUGCCGAUCUUGCAAAAGAAGAUCUAUCUAAAAUAAAUGAAUUGUUAAUCACAAUUGAGUCACUAGUACCAAACGAAAUGGAUUUUACAUACAAUAUUGCUAAUUCAAUGUACGAUAUUUAUGGUAAUGAAGUACCUUGCAUAUCUUUAGAAGAUGGCGAAAGGUAUAUUCCAUUGAGUAAAAUGGAAAGUCUUGGCUUCCAAUUUUUUGAUAACCCUUGUACUGGAAAAGAUGAUGAUGAGAAUAUGUUGAUUGCACUGAUGGAGUACUUGAAGGUCCAGCUGCAGAUAUUUAUGAGGGUUCAAGGGAACAUAAUGAAUAUUGACAAAGUGAAUUGGUUAAUGAAUCAUUUUUUCAGUUCAAUCAAGGAGCAGCGCAUUAAUCAAAGAGAAGUGUUUUCCAAUUCAAGGCAGAGCAAAGUAGUAGAUGUGCCAAAGAGAAAUUUUGCUGUGCAAAAGGAGCAGCAGAAUCAGACAGGCCAAGAAAUGUUUAGGCAUUUAAGACCAAACAAUAAUGUGGAACCAUUAAAAAAAAAUCUAACAAAUUACCAAACAAAGGCAGACAGAGGCCCCAAAAAAGUAGUGGAAAAUGGAAAAUCUCCAAAUUCUUACACUGUGAAAAAGAAUAAAACAGCUGAAGAAUGUUCUCCAUCCAAUAUUACCAAAACUCUGAUGGGCCUGAAGAUUGUCAUCGAUAACAUGCACCAAGUGUCAUGCAGAAGAUCCAUUGCUGACUCUUUGGCAAAUACCAGCGGUAUCGUAACGGUCACAAAGAUAAUUGAUCCAACUAUUUUCAUCGCCACUGUUUUUCCUUCAACUUGCUCUGACGACGUUCUAACCUUGGAGGAAAUUAGUCCCGAUAUAAAAUCAUGCGGUAUUAUCAAUUACAAGCCGAAAGUUGGAGAAAUUGUCGCCGUACAAAAUGAUUCCAGUUUUUGGGUUCGAGGCUUUGUUAUUGAAAUCACAGUCGAUGAAAAACUGAAAGUUGGAUUGGUAGAUUACGGGACAGUUAUCGUAACAGACAGGGCAUGUGCACUUCCAGCAAGGUUCAGAACAAUUCCUGAGUAUGCUGUGAAAUGCAAAUCGACUAAACAAAUAGUUGAAAAGUUGAAAGUUGAUAGCGAUAUAGAAUAUCAUUCAACAGAAAACAACAAGUUCUCGUUUAAUAAGACGUACGAAGUAACCUGCUCUCAGUGGAAUCCACUAGAGGAUAUCAAAGUGAAAUCUCAGGCGGUAAUUUUGGAAAUGCCUCCGAGGAGUAAAAAUUUGCAGAUCAACGAAUUGGCCAUAUUAAUUAAUGUCAAGCAAGAUGGAACCUUGUACCUGAGAACGUUGGUUCAUAGCAAGAAUAUCAGGACCUUACAAAAUACAAUAAAUGAAACAAAGUUAUUAAAACUGGAGAGUGCGCCGGUUUUAAAUCAAUUGGUAAUUCACAAAUUAAAGGAUCAUUACAGUCGGGCUGUUGUUACAGACAUAAUAAAUAGUAACAAGGUGGUCCUUCGCUAUAUAGACUAUGAAAUUGUUGGAGAAGUUGACGUAGACUCAUUGUUUUACAUAGAUAAAUUCGCUGAUCAAGAGAUUCCUUUGAUCCAAGCCAAAUUGAAGGGAUUUGAAAAAAAAGGAUUUUCAGAAAAAGCAACAGAUUUCAUGAACACAUUGAAAGCUGACAUGACGAAACUAGUCAUAGAAAAUUAUAAUAAGAGUGCUGAAUUAGUAGAAUUGUCUACUGAGAAUCAAUCUUUGAAUCUUUUGAUUGAGAAAGUAGAGAAACCCGGUUACCCACGAUUUCAGGAUUUGCAAAUGAGGAAGUUAACAAUCGGAGAACAGUACAAGAUGCUUCUUAUAGAGAUGGAAUACAUAGAGAAGACCACGUGUCAUUGCAUGUUGAGCGACGAAAACGUGCAAGCAGAAUUUCUAACCAUCUGUAAGAUUAUCGAAAAGAACAAGAAUCCCACGCAUCCGUUAAAUCUCCAUGUCGACGAACUGUGCAUUGCUAAAUACGAACAAGAAUGGUUCAGAGGUCAAGUUUUGGACAUCGAAAGCGACGGAAGGGCGUGUACGAUAUACUUUAUCGAUUUUGGGAAUGUCUCUCGCGUCGAUUUUGAAAAUAUACGUAAUAUUCCAGAGGAAUUGUUGGAAUUUUCUCCUAUGGCCAUGAAGACUGUUUUCUCUGGUCAAAAACCAACAGUAAUCUACCAAGUGCAUGAAGUCAUUGUUCGCGAAAUCAAUACGUCUAGCAACACAUACUUCGUUGAUUUGUUGGAGUAAACUUACACUUUAUUUAUUUAGAAUCGUUUUUUCGUUUUUUAUUAUGUUAUGUUAGGGGACACGCAUAUUAUUAUUUCUAAUAUGUUAUCAGUAUUUUUUUGUUUAGUUGUGUCAUGUUUCGUAAUGGCAUUUAUAGAUCUCGUUAAGUUUUUAUCUCUGUUUAUGCUUAAUUAUAUUGUUCUAUUAACUGAUACUUUAGGCUAAAAAAAUAUAUAUUUGUUUACGUUUUUAUACCUAU